Messenger RNA from Vicia villosa (hairy vetch), 1597 nucleotides. RefSeq names its product beta-glucosidase 40-like. The transcript is spliced from 14 exons. Gene Ontology annotation, molecular function: beta-glucosidase activity. Bases 1 to 1569 code for a protein of 522 amino acids. Gene Ontology annotation, biological process: carbohydrate metabolic process. The record is from RefSeq and is a predicted model, not a curated record. Lineage: Eukaryota; Viridiplantae; Streptophyta; Magnoliopsida; Fabales; Fabaceae.
AUGGCGUUUAGAACAUGUUUUGUUACAAUAACAUUGUUCGUGAUUAUUAAGACUCAAAUGUGUCUGUCUGAGAAUGAGAUCAACAGACAUAGCUUCCCAAAGGGCUUUGUUUUCGGAACUGCUUCUUCAGCUUUUCAGCUCAGUUGGUUAGAGCGUGUGGCUGUUAACCACAAGGUCGGAGGUUCAACCCCUCCUUCUAGCUAUGAAGGUGCAGUGAAAGAAGAUGGAAGGGGGCCAUCUAUUUGGGAUACUUUUUCACAUUCUGCAAAAAUAGAAGGUAACAGCAAUGCUGAUGUUGCAGUGGAUCAGUAUCAUAGAUAUCAAGGAGACACAGAACUCAUGAAGGACAUGGGAAUGGAUGCUUAUAGGUUUUCAAUUUCUUGGACUCGCAUUUUUCCCGAUGGAUCUGGGUUGCUCAAUCAAGCAGGAGUUGAUCACUACAACAAACUCAUUGAUGCUUUACUGGCCAAAGGAAUUGAACCAUAUGUGACUCUCUAUCACUGGGACCUACCCCAAACUUUGGAAGACAAGUACACAGGAUGGCUUAGCCCUUUGAUCAUAAAAGACUUUGCAGCAUAUGCUGAGACAUGCUUUGAGAAAUUCGGAGACAGAGUGAAACACUGGAUCACAUUCAAUGAGCCUCAUACAUUUGCUAUGAUGGGGUAUGAUAUUGGACAACAUGCACCCGGAAGAUGCUCAAUUCUUCUUCACACGCUUUGCAGAACUGGAAACUCUGCUACUGAACCUUAUAUUGUGGCUCAUAAUGUUCUUCUUUCUCAUGCUAUGGUAGCAGAUAUUUACAGGAAAAAAUAUCAGAAAAUUCAAGGUGGAUUUGUAGGUAUAUCUUUGGAUGCAAUUUGGUUUGAGUCAGCAACCAAUUCUAAAGAAGACAUCGAAGCAACUCAAAGAGCCCUGGAUUUUACCCUUGGCUGGUUCCUUGACCCAUUGAUUUUCGGAGAUUAUCCCAAUUCAAUGAAAAGUAGAGUAGGGACAAGGCUACCAAAAUUUUCUAAAUCUCAAGCUAGUCUUGUUAAGGGCUCAUUAGAUUUUGUUGGCAUCAACCAUUACACUACAUUUUAUGCAAUGCACAAUGCUUCUAAUUUACUUGAGGAUGCGCUUAAUGACUACAUUGCAGACGCCGGAGUUUUUACCGUUCCUUUCAAUGGUACUGAGAUUAUUGGAGAAAAGGCAAAUUCUCUAUGGUUGUAUAUAGUACCACAAGGGAUGAGAAGCAUAAUGAAUUACAUUAAACAGAAGUAUGAGAAUCCUCUAGUCAUUAUAACUGAAAAUGGUAUGGAUGAUCCUAAUGAUCCAUCAAUCUCAAUCAAGGAUGCUUUGAAUGAUGACAAGAGAAUCAGAUACCACAAUGACUAUUUAAGCAACUUACUAGCUUCUAUCGAAGAAGAUGGAUGCAAUGUAAAAGGCUAUUUUGUGUGGUCACUGCUGGAUAAUUGGGAGUGGCAAGCUGGAUAUAGUUCUAGAUUUGGUCUGUAUUUCAUUGACUACAAGGAUAAUUUAAAGAGAUAUCCAAAAAAUUCUGUUGAAUGGUUCAAAAAGUUUUUGAACUAAGCUCAACAACAAAGAUGUUUUAUAAAUG